AUGCUCGAGCGAGUGAUUGGUACGAGUCGGAAGGGCUUGAGCUCACUGUCUCCCGCUGGGCCGGAGACUCUUUUAUACGCUUUGAGGAUGGGUUGUCUGAGACUUGCGUCUCCGACCCUGUUUUGGUUCGUACACUAUAGGAUUCAACCCUCAGAAAGCAUGUCGCUCGCCUUCAGGAACACUGGUUUACAGUGGCUUUUCAAGCUCGAAGUCUUACUCCUCAUGCUACUUGGCGUUCGCGAUUCACUACUCGAAACUCCCUUCCCGCUCGCUACCAUGCUACUGAUGGAGGGCAUCUUCAUCUCCCCUGACUCUGUGUGGUGA
Marasmius oreades (fairy-ring Marasmius) is the source of this 324-nucleotide messenger RNA. RefSeq lists its product as uncharacterized. Bases 1 to 324 code for a protein of 107 amino acids. The transcript has 2 exons. NCBI's taxonomy places the organism in Eukaryota, Fungi, Basidiomycota, Agaricomycetes, Agaricales, Marasmiaceae. The record is from RefSeq and is a predicted model, not a curated record.